AUGAGACUCAACGCAAUAGUCCUAAGUCUUAUCGCGCCUUCACAGGCGGCUCUUCGAUUCGGAUGCUCUACAGUGAGCAUCCAGCGCCUUGAUCCUUUAGUCGAGCCUGGGAAUACGCCAUCAGCGCAUGUUCAUCAGAUUGUCGGUGGAAAUGCUUUCAAUGCGACCAUGGAAGUAAGAUUAUUAUAUCAGUCAUCGCGAGCAACUCUUAUAUCAAACCAUACUGACGAUUCCACCAUAGACUGGACUGCAGUCAUGUUCUUCAAGCAUACGAAUGGGUCGUACAAGCGCGUGCCCAUCAUGCAGAAUGCAGCAUUGCCUAAUGGAAUCAACGGCGGCAUGACUAUAUACUACACCCAGCACGACUUCAACGGCAACGGGAAGGACAAGAUUACUUCCUUCAAGCCUGGAUUUCGGAUGACUGUCGGUUCUCCAACGACGCCUACUCUUGAUGCAGCCAAGAAGAAUGUCGGCCUACGAUAUGUUUGCUUGAAUGAUAAAAACACUAGAUUUCCCGAACUUCCAGAUUUCCCACCAAAGCCCUGCAAGGGAGGCAUCAUGACUGUACACCACUUCCCCUCAUGCUGGGACGGCAAGAAUCUUGACUCUCCAGACCACCAGUCCCACAUGUUCAACACAGGAAAGGAGGCCUUCCAGCCCGCCGGACCAUGCCCAGCCUCUCAUCCCGUAAAGAUGCCUCAGGUAGCCUAUGAAACGCUUUGGGACACUGCUCAAUUCAAGGAUAUGUGGCCAGCUGACGGUUCUAACCCAUUUGUGUUGAGCUUUGGCGAUCAAAAGGGUUACGGCACGCAUGCCGACUACUUGUUCGGAUGGAAGGGCGAUUCUCUGCAAAGGGCUAUGGAUUCAAGCUGCAUGUUCAAUGCUUGCGAGAACGGGAAGCCUCUCAAGUCACAAUCGGUCGCUGAAAUGAAUAAAUGCCAGGCUAAGAAGCGCGUAACUGAGAAUCUUGAUGGAUGUAAGUCAUCAAAUAAAAAGAUUUCUUGUCAGGUCCAACACUAA
This is a messenger RNA of Aaosphaeria arxii CBS 175.79, 1020 nucleotides long. RefSeq lists its product as uncharacterized. The coding region runs from base 1 to 1020 and encodes 339 amino acids. The record is from RefSeq and is a predicted model, not a curated record. The transcript has 5 exons. NCBI's taxonomy places the organism in Eukaryota, Fungi, Ascomycota, Dothideomycetes, Pleosporales.